CGUUCUCGAAUACGCCAAUCGCAGUUGGUGAUUAUGUGGAUAGGGUAAUAGUCAAUGUUUUGAGCUGUUUUUUUUUAUUCCUACUGUAUUUUUCUUCUCUCGUAUACAUAUAAAUAAGAGUAUAGUAAUAAAGUACUAUCGUUUAUAAAUAAUUAGAGAAAGAUUUACGUACGAGAAAAAUUUUAAAAAUAUGGGUAAACGAGUAAGAUCUAAUUUAUUUCGAUCUCGAAAUUUAUUGUUUUAAAAGUUAAAGUGUUUCGUUCAGUGGUUAGUUUGUUGUAUCGAGGUGUAAACGGUUCUCUCAGGCUGCCGGUGUUUGAUGUUGAUAUGAACGAAAUAUGGUCGUUACGCAGUUACAACUGAAGUGGCCUAAUCAUUCGACUCAUUUGCUGACCAGGUUAACGUAUUUAUUCAAAAAUGAACAACUGGUCGACUGUACGCUUAUGUGCAAUAAACAUUGCUUGAAAGUACAUCGUUCGGUUCUCGCAGCUUGUAGUCCGUAUUUCGAGCGAGAACUACAAAAUAAUCCAUCGAUCGUUGUGAAAGAUAUGCAAUUUAGCGUGUUGAAAGCUCUGAUCGAAUUUAUGUAUUACGGAGAAACGCGUAUAACCGAAGAGAAUCUAACUUCUUUGAUCGAGGCGGCUAAAAUAUUCGAGGUCAAAGGAUUAUCUGAAAUGGAUAUAGUAAGCGGUAAAAAUGGUAUCGUUUCUUCGGUCGUAGCAUUAGAAAAUGAUUGCAUCGUCGAAAGCUCCUGCCUAUCGGAUGAUACAGAUAAAGCUAACUUCGAAGCAGCUCAAAUCCUGCAACAAUCUCUGGCACACUCAACCGCAGCAACCAGCAGCAGCUCGAUGCUAGACAACAACGCCAUCUCGACCACCACCACCACCACCAACAACAACAACAGUACCUGCAACAGCAACGAUACUAACCCAUCGAUCACACACUGUUCCGAAUCCAACAACGUGGACGGAUCGUCGAUUUACGAAAACGCCAACGGAACCGAUUUCAUGGUCGAAAGUACCAGCAGUCCAGUGCUUCGUGACGAUCAACAUCAGCAUCAGCAGAGUUUGCAUUCGAGUCGUAAUUUCGUCGUAACUCCUCCUCAAACGGAAUCCGCUCAAAUACUGUUAUCGUUGGCUCGAUCCCAUACGCAGAAAAUGUUCACCAAUCACAGCACAGAUGACCACGACGAUGGAACUUUAACCAACGGUAACGGUAGCUGUGCUGUAGAUGAUGAAGAAGAAACGAGUAACGCUGAAAAUGCAUUUCUAAAUCACGAUCAAUAUUGCGGACAAGAUAACGUUAUAGCAUUCGAUCAUCAACAGCAACAACAGCAGCAACAGCAAUUGCAACAACGCAGUAUUAACAAUAGCGACGUAUUAUUCGUCGAGCACAAUUUAAUUCUAAACGAUACCUGUAACGGUUCCAGUUUGAUAUCGAUGGCUUCGACGGGUGAAAGCGAAUCUUCUUCGGUCGUUGAUGCGAGUUCGGCCGGUGGAAAGUCAUUAUUAGCUAAAUUAUUAACCAGAAACAAUCACGAAAUGGAUCAGGCAAGCCUUAAGACGUCGAACGGUGGUAGAAACGCGACGAACGCGAUAAUGGCGGCUGAUUUGCAACCGAGUAUUAUUCUAGAGUGUCCUUUUUUAAUCGAGACCACGGACGGAGCUUACGUGGAUGUUUGCAUGGAAAACAUGCUGAAUAGUUUGAAUGGCGGUGGCGGUGGUGGCGAAAUUCAAACAUCUCCGGCCACCGUGGCUGUUUCGGAGCAGCCUUUGUACGAAGCUACCAGCAUCGGUAUCGCAGAUCCGUCCAUAUUGGAACGUAUCAAACACGAGGCAGCGCCGGAGCUCGAAGAUGAUCCGGAAGCUGUUGUUUUGACCAAGAUAUCGGACGACGGACGCGUCGAAAAAUACGUUCUGUCGUCGGCCGAUGUACAAGCUUUGAAACAAAUGAACGAACGAUUGGCUGCUGCGAAGGCUGCAAGUAGACCGUGCUCGGCUGAUGUAGUGACCGAAUUCGAGUCGCUGGGAGCUGCUAACGAUACUCCUUUGAUAACGCGUGUCAUGGUGGAUGGAACUGGUGGCAUACAGAACGCUAUUAAUAGGUUACCUUUCAAGCGAACUGUGCUCGAUGCUCCUCUGGCCAGCUCAGGAGAUCCGGAAACGUCUGCGCAGACUGGAUGUAUACACGAUGCGAUCUUGGACGAUUCGUUGGCCGUCGCCGUCGACGAUACCCGUCAUCAUCACGAGAAUAUGUUCGAAGAGCUCGAUAACCAGUUCAACACGAUGGACUGCGCUAUCGACGACGAAGAGCAUAUCAGACGCGACUACGUAGCAUACGAAGAAGCGAGCAAAAACGAGACCCAGCUCGAGCAUAAUUACUACGCGAAUGCCAUGAAAGACGAAGACGAAGAAAGCGUCGCCAUCAGCGGCCAAUACGAUCUCAGAAUGAUGAUGAUGAUCGAAGAAACCCCACCACCAGCACAGUCCGAUAUCAUCAACCAAGAUACCACCACAACAACCGCAACUUCAACCUCAUCGACGAAACCGUGUUCGCUAACGAUGAAAAAACGAUACCAAAAUGUUCAGUUACUCGGCUCAUCGUCGUCGUCGGCGACCACCACCAGUAGCAAUUCGAUCGCCGAUAUUUGCCUGAACGGCAACACCCUCGUAGCAUUUAACCCCGGCAAAUCGACCCUAUCGACGGCUCCUUCGGCGACACUGCGAAUCAACGGAGGUGGCGUCGUUAGCAACAUUGCCUUAGCCGAUAAACCCAUCACCGUCGUUCCCUCAAACGGCUCCGGUGCUGGUAAAUGUGAUCUCAUCAUAAACGACGCUCUCAUGAGCUCAGUACUUAACGUUGUGCCGGUCACCACGGUGCCAACGACCGCGCCAGCGCCUACCCUAUUAGUUAAAAAUACCACUCCGGUCUCAUCAUCGUCGUCGUCGACGUCGACGUCAGCAACCAAACGAAAGGUGGCAGCUGAAAACCACGUGUUACCUUUCAAAAGCGUCAAAAGUGCCAAUACAUUUAGUAAAAAUUCCAAUUCGAAGAAAUCAGCUACUUCGACCGCCACCAAAAGAACCUAUAACAGGAGAAAGAAUACUUCCACGGAGCAGAACAACCAGAAACAGAAAAUAAUUACACCUUUGAACGGAGCGUUCUCCAAUGAAAAUAAUUUAAUCGAAGAAAUUAUCGUAGAUGAAAUAUCGUAAUCGAGUUUUCAACUACGUAUGUAUUACUGCUGCGUUUUCGUCGAAUACUAUUUAUUCCGUGUUGUGGUGGUGAGAUAUCAGUCUAUUUUUUACGUGUAUUAUUUCGUUGUCGAUGCGAUGCCACCAUCGUUCCCGCCCUCCUCAUCUGCCUUUCGCCCGGGGUUUUCGAGCGAAUGUAUGUGUACUCAGCGACGACGACAGCGAAGCUGCAGGGAACGUGAAUGAUCUCUCAAAAUAGUAUAUUAAUUCGCGAUUUUUUAAAAUUAUCUUCUCGAUUUUUUUUCUCCUCUUUUUUUUAGUGUAGUAUUUUUUUGUUGUCUCGUCGUCGUAGUAUUUGUAUAAUGUUUUUUUCUCUCUCUUGUUUUCGUUUUUGUAGUAGGAGUAUAGUUUGGGAGAAUUUGCCUGUUUAAAGAGGCGUUCAUUUUUAUACGCAUUUUGAAGGGUGAAUUUUAGGUUCUAGGUGCGUAGGAUCUUGAAAAUGGUAUUAAGGAAAGUCCGCGAGAGUGCUUGGAGAAUUUUUUAAAGAUUUUCUCGGGGGUUUUAUUUAAUCUUAUUUUCCUCAACUUGAAUUUUUGACUAUCUUAUAAUUUCUGUUUUAAAUGAAGAAUUUGAAAGAAUUGGGUAUCUCAAUUUUUUUCUACCAGUGAGGUUUUUUUGAACCGAAUUUUAGUAAGUUUUGUUGGAAAUUUAUUUUUAAAAUUUUUUUGAAGAGAUGCGAAAAAAUUGUUGAAACAUCCGAAAAAUGUUGAUUUUUUUUGUUUCAAUUACUGAAGAAAUCGUGUUUUUUUUCAAAAUUGCAGAAAACCCCACGUUUUUUCUCAAAAUUGUCUAGAAAUCUCUUUUUCAUCCAAAGUUGUCGAAAAAUGCAGAUUAUUGCAAAAAUUGCUGAAAAAUUCCUGCUUUAUUGCCUAAACAUUCAAAACUUUUGCCAGUCUAAGAAAUACUUUUUUUUUCAAAAUUAUCGAAUAAAAGUAAGUAACUGCUUUCUCAACAAAAAUGCUAAAAAUUCUGUUUUUGACUUGAAUUUAAAAAAAAACCUGCCGAAAUUGCCAAACGAAAUUGUGUGUUACCAAAAUAGCCGAAAAAAGCCUCAGGAUUUUAUCUAGAUUGUCAAACUGUCUCAAUUUCUCACCAAAUUGUCCAACAAAGUAUGUACCUAUGUAUUGUUUUUUUUCUGAAAUUACCCUGUUAAAAUCCUAUUUUUUGACUAAAAUAUUGUUAGAGACCAUUAGAUCUAUUUUAAGUCGAAAUUCCCUUUUAAGAAGUCCUGUUUUUUAGCCAAAAUUUCCGCUUUGUGUCGAAAUUGUCUAAAAGGACCCUCUUUUCUGCCUAAAAUACCUUAAAAAAUCCUGUUUUUUAGUAAAAAUUGUCGAAAAUAGUCGCAUGUUUUGACAGAUUUGUAAAAAAAGUCAUCAUUUUUGCCAAUAUUGUCAAAAAGUCCCAUAUUUUUGCCAAAAUCUUAGCAAACAUCUAAGUUUUGUCAAAAAAGAUACAUUUUUUUCAAUUACUGCAAAAAUUGUGAAAAAAUGUCAACUUUCAACAAAAUUGUCGAAAAGUCCUUUUUUAAAAAUCAAAAUUGUUGAAAAAGUUAUGAUUUUCAUCAAAAAAGUCCUUUUUUCUAAAUUGUCUAGAACUCCUAAUUUUUGCCAAAAUAGUCAAAAAAAAAUCUCACUUUCCUAUUUUUUGUCAAAAAAAUCCUGUUUUUUUUUUGUGAAAAUUGAAAAAAGUCAUGAUUUUCAUCAAAAAAGUCCUUUUUUUCAAAAUUGUCUAAAACUCCUAAUUGCUGCCAAAGUUGUCAAAAAGUUGAAAUUUUUUGACAAAAUGGUCAAAAAAUCCCACUUUUUGUUAAAAUUGAGAAAAAGUCCUAUUUUUUGUCGAAAAAUCCUGUUUUUUGUCAAAAUUUUCAAGAAUUUCUAAUUAAGUUACUUCCAAAAUUGUGACUGAACUGAAAAAAAUUCCAAUUUUUAUUAAAAUUGUCAAAAAUUCCUUUUUUUAAAAAUCAAAAAUUUCAAAAGUCCUUUUUUCAAAAUUGUCUUAAACUCCUAGUUGCUGCCAAAAUCGUCAAAAAAUUGAAUUUUUUGUCGAAAUAGUCAAAAAAAUUUCCACUUUUUGUCAACAUUGAGGAAAAAAAUCCAGUUUUUUGGUAAAAAUUUUCAAGGAUUUCUAAUUAAGUAUUUCCAAAAUUGUGACUAAACUGAAAAAAUUUCCAAUUCUUGUUAAAAUUGUGAAAAAGUCCUUUUUUUAAAAAUCAAAAUUAUUGAAAAAGUUAUGACUUUCAUCAAAAAAGUCCUUUUUUCAAAAUUGUCUAGCUGCCAAAAUUGUCAAAAAGUUGAGAUUUUUGACAAAAGAAAAAGUCCUAUUUUUUGUUGAAAAAUCCUGUUUUUUGGUCAAAAUUUUCAAGAAUUUCUAAUUAUUGCAAAAACUGUGACUGAACUGAAAAAAUUUCCAACUCUUGUCAAAAUUGUGAAAAAGUCCUUUUUUGAAAUCAAAAUUGCGUCAAAAAAGUCCCUAUUUUCCAAAAUUGUCUGAAUCUCCCAAUUGCUGCCGAGAUUCUGAACAAAAUAUAAUUUCAGCCAAACGUUCAAAAAGUCCCACUUUUGUGAAAAAGACAAAAAAGUCCUAAUUUUUGUAGAAAAAAUCCUGUUUUUGUCAGAAUUUUCAAAAAUUUCUGAUUGUUUCCAAAAUUGUAAGUGAAUAGAAAAAAUAUCUAAAAUAUUGUUAAAAUUGUCAAAAAAUCCCACAAUUUUGAAAAAAUUUUUGUCACAAUUUUCCCAACGAAAAAAAAGUAGGACUGACUUUUUAUCAAAAUUGCUAGAAAAUUCUGACUUUUGUCGAAUUAGUCCUUUUUUUGCCAAAAUUAUUAAUAAGACCUAAAAUUGCUGCCAAAACUGUAAAAAAUUGAACUUUUUGCCAAAAUGGUCAAAAGUUUCACUAUUUGUGAAAAAUUAUUCAAAAUAUCCAAUUUCUGUCAAAAAAAGUCCUGUGUGUCGAACUGUCGAAUAAUAAAAGUCGUGUUUUUUGUCAAAAUUGUCAACAAGUUUUUCAAAAAAUCUCAACAUUUAUCAAAAGUCUUAUUUUUUACCUAAAUUUUAAAAAGACUCCUUUUUUGGUCUGAACUUCCAUAAAAAGACCUGUUUUUUGUCUACUCCAAAAAAAAGUCCUGUUUUUGGCCAAAAUUGUCAGUUUUGGUUUUGCCCUCCUUUUUUCAACCAAAUUUUGUGAUUUUUCAUUUUCCUAUUUUUGAUUUUUCUAGUUCUCUUUGGAAGUGGAAACAUUUUCACUGGGAAAAAUGCUGUCUAGAAUAAGCUUCCCUCUUCAUCAAAUUGACCCCCCGCCCCUUCCCAGCCUUUUUGAUAUUCAAAAAGUUUGGAAAAUUGGGAAAAUUGGUGGAAAACCAGAAUUAAUCAGAGCAAAAAUUUUUUCAAAAAAUUGGACACUUUGAAAGUUUAUUUUUGAAAUUGCAGUUGAUAUAUUUUCGAUUUUUUUUUAAAGUUUGAUGUUUGUUCUGGUUUUGGUUUUUAUUGCAAAUGAAUCAAUUUGUAUCAUUUUUUUUUUUUUUUUGGUUUUUGGUUUUAAUUUAUAUUCAAAAGUUGCCUCAGAAUCCGGAAAUAAUUUUAUAGAGGUCAAAUUUUCAGCUUCGAGUUGGAAAUUUUCUGUGUUAAAGUUGAGUGUUUGGGUUUUACUUUUAGGUUUCAAUUUUCAAUUUAGUUUUGUCAGAUUCUUCAGUUCUAGGUUUCGAUUUAAUUUAGAUAUUUUAGGGUUUCAACUCUGAAAAAAAGUUGUAAUUUUAAAAGAGAUUUUUUAUUUUUUCUUUCAAGUUUUGAAAUUGAAAAUUGAUCCAAAAUUACUCGUACUUACACUUGUCAUUUUGGUUAUUUUUCGUUUUCUCUCUCUCUCUCUCUCUCUCUCUCUUUUUUUUAAAAAAAUAAUUAAUUGAAGGUUAGGUAACUAGAUACCUACUUGAAGAAGGAAAUAUGAGUCAUCACAAAAUACAUCACAAGCAAUAUGCCACUUAACAAAAAUUGUAUCAUUUUGAAUAUUUGAGUCGAAAUAAUACAAAAAAAUUAAUUCAUCUCCCUCCAAAGAUAGACCAAAGGGUUAUUAAUCCUCCCAAACUAAUAGCUAAGUACUGAAGAUACACUCAUUUUUAAUCACAGUUCGUAUAAAAAGCAAAUUUUUAGAACUAUUGAGCCAUCAAACUGUAGAAGUCUUACAAAUUUCAUGGCACAGUACUUAGCUAUGUAAGUAUGUGUGUGUGUUAAGCUUGCGUUGAUUUUUUAUACACAAACAACAAAAAAUUAUCGCUAUGUAUGUAAUGUAAUUUUUUCUUUCGCCGUUUUCAUGUACAAAAUAGUAAUUUAAUGAUUAUUUUGAAGUACUAUACUAAAGUAACGACGACGUUCAUUAGUGUGAAUUUUAUCUUCUUAAUUUAUUUUCCCUAUUUUUUUCUUCUUUUUUUUUUUUUUUUUGUUUGUAUAAUGUAGAUUGUUUUACUCGCUUAACGAUGUUCAUAACGAGUGCAUUAAUUUUUCCUUCCCGAAGAUGUUGGAUAUUGUACCUUUCCCCCUUCGCCCCCCCCCCAAUUCUCAAUCACCUAUAUCUUUUCACUUAUUUACCUAAUUUUUUGUGUACCUGUGUAGAUAGUUUAGACGAUUCAUCCGAGCAAUGUGUAAACGAGUAUUUAUUUCGUCCCCUCUCUCCCUUCUUCAGUUUUAUUGUUGUUCCAGUGGUGUAAGAAUAUAAGAUAUGCUUCCUUUAGAGAGUCGUAUGCUCUUCCCCCAUCUGCCUUUCCCUCUUACCCAGUCACCGGCACCAGUUUUAAUGCUGUAAUUUGGUUUUAACUGUGAUGUAAAAAAACAAAAUAAGUUUAAGAUGAUUAUGAAUGAUGUUAUGAGGAGGUUUUUAAAUGGAUCGAGUUUAAUCGUUUGGGUUCCUGUGUUUAAAAAAAAAAUGGUUUCCAGGUUUCAUUUUGUAUGUAUCAAAUUUUUUUGUGAGGUGGCUGUAUCUAGACUAUUACUAUCUGAUGAUUGGUGCAAAAAAAAAAAGUAUUGGGAUCGUUUCAACUGAGCAAGUUGUACAUUACUCAAAAUCAUCUGCGAAAUGGAAAAGAUUGGAUCUGAUCGGAUCAAGAAAAUUGUCAUAUCUGAGCAGAUCUGAUCAGACUUGUGCUCAUCUGAGUAUAUAAAAUCAGAUCUGUCCGGAAGAAAUUCCCUUGGGUAUGAUUUCUCUUGGUGUAUUGUGUAAUUUUUGGAGGGGGUGGAUACGAAUGAACUUACCAAUUUCUCAAAAUAAGAAUGAUACAGUCGCCUCUUCUUUUUAUUCUUUUUUUUUCUUCGUUAUGUAUGUAUAUGUAUACUUAAGUAGAGUAGUAAUGUACUUAUCUUCUGAGCCACCUCAUAUAUUUUACCUAUCAUUUUAUGACUCUUUACUCUUCUGUGGUAGCAUAAGUAAUCAUAGCUACCUAUUUUUAAUCAAAACUACUAACGUAUCAACAUCAAACUCCACUUUUUAUUACUUGUUCUUAGAGAAGUUCCAAAAUUUCAAUUCAAUUCAGGGUCCAAAUUGAAUCUGGGUUGUUCUAAGUGAGAUGGCAUGCAGAGUUACUCAUACACAACAGUUUCAGUGUGAGGCUUUCUAGUGUCUAUCAGUAUGAAUAUUAUUCUUGAUUUUUGAUGUUUUUUGAUUAACUAGUGUUUUUGCCAAUAUUGAAAAUUCUUCUAAAAAGUAUGAAUAUUGUUUUGCUUAUUUCAUAUGUAUGUAGUUCAAUAAUUUGGUUUAGCAUUGAAAUUUUGGAGCUUAUUGUUGUUCUUGUGGCUCAGGGCAUAAAUUUUACUCUACUUAUAUGUAUAGAUGUAUGUAUUCACCUUGUAGUGCUUAUGUGUGUGUGUGUGAAACCAUAGUAUUUUCUCCCUCCUCAAAUCCCAUCCUUAUGUAUAAAAUUAAAUUAUGUGGAUCAUUUUGAUUUAAAUUAUCAUUGUAAGUUGUAAUAUUGCUCAUUAAAUGAUUUUCAAAUUA
This is a messenger RNA of Planococcus citri (citrus mealybug), 9230 nucleotides long. RefSeq names its product serine-rich adhesin for platelets-like. NCBI's taxonomy places the organism in Eukaryota, Metazoa, Arthropoda, Insecta, Hemiptera, Pseudococcidae. Gene Ontology annotation, molecular function: protein binding. Gene Ontology annotation, biological process: regulation of transcription by RNA polymerase II. The transcript is spliced from 5 exons. Gene Ontology annotation, cellular component: nucleus. The record is from RefSeq and is a predicted model, not a curated record. Bases 339 to 3215 code for a protein of 958 amino acids.